AUGAGCAGCAACAACAGGGCCCUCAAGAUUGUGGUGUGUGGGCCAGUGAAAGGUGGCAAAACGUCUAUUGCCAAUUUCAUAGCGGGGCAAACCGAGCAGAUUGGAACCGGCAACAGGAUAUAUGAGCCAACUGUCGGAGUGAGAAUUCUGGAGUGCGAGAAGCAACCAGGAAUCACAGGAAAUAAGGUUCCUGUCGAGAUAUGGGACGUAUCUGGAGAUCAAGCGUUUGAGUCGUGCUGGCCGGCAAUCAUGAAGGGCGUCGAUGGCGUGAUGCUGGUCUACAACCCGGAGAUCCCAACUCACGAUAUCGAGGUCGGCAUCUGGUUCGACCAGUUCGUGAAGCGGCCCAAGCUCGACAACAGGCAGUGCCAGGUCAUCGCGCAUAGAGCUAGCCCGACCCCGGCCCCACGAUCCCGACUGCCACCGAAGCUGGCCAGCCUGAGCGGCAACAUUCUGCACACGAAUUUCGCGUCGGUAUCGCAAGUCAUCACCGGCUUCGAAGACUUUUUGAGAGAGGUUCACCAAGCCUCCAUGACCCAACUUCGAAAAUGA
Molecule: messenger RNA, 552 nt
Organism: Ectocarpus siliculosus
Lineage: Eukaryota; Phaeophyceae; Ectocarpales; Ectocarpaceae
Source: the annotation of a GenBank genome assembly